GUUUUUUAAAAAACCAGGAACCAUUGUAAACCUUAUAGUCUCCUUUGGACGUGGCAAUGCCUUGGGGAAGACCUCUACCAGGCCCCGGGCUGAAGAACUGCCUCGGGUGUAACAAUGGCUUAUUGUAGCAACGAGGAAAGAAUGUGACCAAAGGAGCUGCUAUGGGGUGUGGCCAGGUAACAGCAGCCAGCCCUCUACCUGCUCAGGUGGUUUAGCUUUAAAGCAGCUGACAAGGUAGCUCAGAAGACUAGCACCUGCUGGAGCUCUGCGUACAGGAUGGUAGCUGAGCAAACUGGAAAUAUGUUUUGCUAGAGGGAGAGUUUGGAGACACACCGGAGAAGGCAGCAGUAAAGAUGAAGAAGCAUCACUCUGUGCAAGGAACUUUUAGCAGACUCUUUGGGAAAAAACAUGCCAGCAACAAUUCCACCACUUCCCUCUACGUCACCAACCCCCCUUGGAUCUUCACACAGGAGGUCGCUUCUGACAGCCUGGCAAGAACUGGUGAAGUGGAUGGCAUUUAUUAUGGGGAUAAUCGCUUUGGUUCAGUGACAGAUUCUGGAACAGCAACACUUAAGGCACGUCCAAGAGUCCGGCCUUUAUUGACUUUCUUACCUCUUAAUGCUCAAGAGGCACAUGGAGUGGCUGUACCAACACCAUCAGUGCCAGAAGGCUUUGAGGACAAACCAGCUCUAGGGCUUGGUUCUCAAAUCAAUGGCAGUUACAGAAAGUACAAUUCGGUUCUUGAUCUGAGGUCCAAGGCAUUUGAAGAGAACUGCUUGGAUGAUGAUUACAUCCCCCCACCACCAUCAAUUCCUCCUCCUCCACCACCACCACCACCACCACCACCACCAUCAGUUCCUCAUCCAUCACCAGCAUCCAAAGUUGACCUGCCACCACCUUCUGUGGAUAUUCCACCUCCACCUUCCAUGGAAGCUCCACCUCCACCCCCACCAGUGGUGCCUCCCCCACCUCCUCCUCUUCCAGGAAUGUCAGCUCUGUCUCCUUCAUCCCUGGCUCCACCUUCAUACUCAUAUUCCAAUUUGUCUUCCCCCAGCACUCCAUCUCCACCAGACUUCAUUCCUCCUACUCCUCCUCCGGCUUUCAGGAAUAGUGUGGCCGCUCCUAUGCCUCCCAUUUCACCAUCACUUCAUACUUCACCUUUCUCAAAUGGUGUAUCCAAAUGGAAAUCUGAGACUGUUCUAAAUCUGAGGCAGCCUGAAACCAUCUCCCCUAAUCUGAACCUUGUUUUUCCAACAACCCCUACCCAUAAGGAGUCACAAUUGCCUCAAUCCAGUCCAGAGCCUCAUCUCACCUUUCCAAGGUCAUUUAAAAUACCUCCCCCUACUCCUGUGAGAACAUCCUCUAUUCCCUCAAUAGAAAAAGAAUCCAGCCCAAGAGAUGAGCAGCUCCCUAAGAUGGCUCCUCACAGCCGACCUGCCUUGCCAUCUUACUUUACUGUACAAAGUGCAGCUGUGGUUCACUCAGAGGGAGAAGCUGGACAGCAAGCCACUUUGGAGAAGCCUUCCAUAUUAAUCACAGAGUCUGGAAGUCCAAACCUAACAUCAGAUUCUAAUGGCUCCUCUGCCUCCCCACUGAAGCAUGAGGCAUCCCUGGUCAAAGACACAGAGCUUCCUUCUUCAGACUAUGAAGCCUCUGAUGAUGAAGACUGGAAGGAACGCAGCAACCUGGACAAGCUAAAGCAUGAGCUCUCUGUUCUGCUGUCCUCUUCAUGUAGAAAGGACGACAGGCAGCAAGACAGAACUGUAGCUGCCAAGGCUAAAACCAGCAUUACUGAUAGCAACCAGGUUAUUGCACAUGAACUAAAACAAGCUAAGCCUGCUGUGAUAAGCCCAAAGUCACCAAUAGGUACAGAAAGUGAAAGGAAAGAGAAGAUAACUGCUAAUACACCUUCUGCAGGCAAAGCCUUCCCUAGUGAUGCUUCCUCAACUCCAGACGAUAAAUCCACCAAUGUGCAAGCAAACUGUGUUAUGAAAUUCAAAGAUGAGUUGGAAGCCUUGUUCUCUCCCACCAAGGAUGGAGGACCACCUUUGGCUCUUGCAAACCUGAGACAUAAUCCAGAAACAAAGAAACAAGUUACUCUUCAAUUUGGUGGCAGCCAGAUCAAUAGUGGUGAGUCCAGGCUUCCAAAACCCACAGCAAGUCAGAAUCCACCAAUGUUGGAAGUGACAGAGAAAGAGCCUAAGGUUCCUAGCACCUCUCCUGGUUACUCACUACCUGACAAUGCUUGUAAACCUCCAGCCUCUCUUCUGAAAUCAAAGAAUGAACUCUUGCUUCCAGCUGCAUCUUCACCAGCCUCUUCUGGCACUGCCUCACCGGUACUGACUACAUCUCCUAAUAUGGAUUUUUCUCUCCUGCAAUACAAGUCGCAUAGGACGAGGUUAGGUUCUGUUGACAGUCUGGCCUCUGCAAGUUCUUCCCAAACUACAGAAGAUAGACCAGUUAACACAAAUAAUAAUGAAAAUCAAAGAGACUCUGUUGAGCGCAGACCCUCAGAGACAUCCACACCUGCUAGGAACACAGAGAAAGUGAAUAGUGAUGUUUUCAUUCAUCCUGUUACAGGAGAAAAAGUAGAGAAAGGCUCCCCAAUGGCUCUCCUCUUAGCUGCACAACAGCGGGCCAAAAGAGGCAGGUGUUCUGCCUCCACCUCCCGACAGAACAGCUAUAUAUCGGAGAGGCCCCAGUUCAAGUUAUCAGAGAAGUUGCACAAUAGCAGCCAGUCAGAGACUGGGUCAUCCACCAUUUACUACAGUGACUGCAAGCCCAACUCUGUCAUGGUUGUACCAAAGUCUCCUCAAAAGGAAUCCCUUGCAGUCUUAGAAAAUAAGCAGCGCAGUGGAGCAAGUACAUCUGACAGCAACAUCUGGGGCUUGUCAGAAUUAGGGCAGAGGGUACAUAAGCCACAGAUAUUUUCCAGUGUUUCAGAACAGUGCAGGAAUGCACAGAAAGUCAGGGAGAUGAAUGAAUCUCAGAAUCUUCCCCCUUCAAAUAGGCAUGGUACUUCCAUUUUAGUUCAAGACUUUCUAGAGUCCAGCCACCCGAAGGAGCAAGGCCCUCACAGCAGGCCAGAAGCUCCCUGGCAGUCUUUCACUGCACCUAAAGACCACACCAAAGACAACAAUAAUGUGGUGGAAGAGGGGUUUGAUUUUGAGAUCAUCCCCCCCCCACCAGAGUUCAGCAAUUAUGCCAAAGGGGUCUCAGGUGGUUAUUCAAAUGGAAGAAAGAAUCACAAAGCCCUUAAUGUCCCAGGUGACACUCAAGCCUCAGAUAAACAACCUAAUUCAAACUAUAACUAUGGUAACAGUUAUUCCCUGACAUCCAAACCAGCUCUGGAAAACAGCAUGAGGACCAGUGGAUACAGUCACUAUAACCCAGGUGGGAGCUACUCUUCUAGCUACCUCAGUGGCUACUCCAACAGCCGGCCUCUGAUCAAGAAGCGCCUGUAUGUGUCAGAGAUGGAUGGAUCAUAUGGCAGGUCCCCCAUGUCUCCUCGCAGCAUGAGUGUGCCCAACUCCUCCUACAGCCACACUGCAAUGAUAUACAACUCUCAGGCUGGGGAAGGGAUGCGGCGGGUCAACUCUACUCACAGGAAUGUUCCCAACAGUGCGCAGGGCAGAAGGGUGUCCCUGGAAUUACCUGGGAAAAUGGUGAAUUACAAUAACGCUGCCAGUGAUGGCAAGUAUAAAGGCCAGAAUGGAGAGUACUCUACCAAUACAGCAGCUGCUGGCAGACCUUCCCAUGGAAAUCCACAAUAUGGUGGAACUGCAAAUACAUUUACCGUCAGGCCUGGAGCAAGACAACCCAUUUCUUAUUCAUACCAAGGAGGUCUUCGAUAAGGCAUUUCAUGACGAAGCUUCAUCAUCUCGCGUGUAGCAUUGGCCAAGUUAAUACAUCAUAGGUCUCAUCUUCUCCACUUUAUGGUUCCUCCUUUGAUAGCUCUUUAGGGAGGCACAAGAGCCUGCCCUCAGCCUAAUGUUGUCCCAGUACUUUCUUGUAAAUAGACUGGUUGUAAGUUAUUAGGGAGAAGGUAACAAUGAGCUCUGAGGGCUUCUUUGCAAAAGGGAUAACAGGGCAAGAUAUGCCACACAGUGACUCAGCAACAUUUGCUUAGCAUAAAGCAGGUAAUUAUAUAGACUUCCCUGUGACUACUGCCAGCUUGGCCUGUAGGAGACUAUCUAAAGCAGCAGUUUAUGGAAGAAAUUUUGCCUUUCAGCACCACCCUCAUGAGUAUUCAUCUGUCACUCAGAAACAGCAAAGGACUAUUGUCUCCAUCCUAGAGGCGGCAAGGAACAGACAAGGAAUCCAGGGCAGGAAGGGUGAGCAGGAGCCAGGAUUAAGGGCAGUUACAUAGCAGUAGCCCCAGUAGCCAUGUGGGGCCCAGAACUGAAAUCUGAAGAGCCUGGUGGUUGGAAGAAGGUAGCAUAGUUGUGGGAAAGGGGUAUGGGGAUUUUCAAGGAUAAAGUACAAGCAUGGCAGAAUAGAUGAGAAGGACUAGGGCUACCUACUUUUUUGUUGCAAAUGUGGUUUUAACACUGAGAUGGAGCACCCGUGACCCUCCAGAUCUUGUUGAACUACAUCUCCCUUCAUCCCUGUCCAUUGGCCAUGCUGGCUCAGGCUGAUGGGAGUUGGAUUCCAACAACAUAUGGAGUCCAACAGGUUCUCUGUCCCUGCUUUAAGAGUUCCAUGAAAAGAAAAAAACUGAGCAACUGGGUUUUUUUUCUCAUCACUGCAUCUCCAAGCCAGGAAAAGCCAAGUCUAUUGGAUUUCUGUUUGUCAGACAACUGUAAAAGACAGGAACCCUAAUAGAAAAGAAGUCAGCAUCCAGCAAGCCUAGGAAGCAUUGUCAGACUCAGAUGCUCUUGGAUCUGUUGGAAAUACUUCGGACUGGAAGUUUUUCAGACAAUUCUAAAGUCAUUUUUUUAAGACUAGGAUUGUUUUGUAUAACUCACCUCCCAGUCUGCAGACAAGAUUGAGACUUCCCAAGUAUCAAUAGCUGUACAAUGCAAAUACAGAAUGUUAAGAUUAUUGCUGUCACUUUAAAAUGCAACAUCUUAAUUUAAUUUUGGAAAGAGAUUUUAAAGUAAGAAACUUCACCAGGUUAAAGUGUUUUGAAGUGCCAUAUAUUUCCAGGCUGCAACCUGGAGAUCCUGCUUGUCCCUUUAAAAUAACAUAGCCUCUUUGGCUCCUGCACUGUGCCUCCAUUAGUCCCUUCACCCUUGCCUUGCCUACUGUGCUGGAAAACUAAUUACAGCAGGUGGCAGAAGGACAGAGUGGGGGAUGUGGAGGCUGCAUGCUGUCCUGGAAAUUUUAAGGAGAUUGGACCCAUGUUAAGGAUGCAAUCUGAGCACCCUACAUUCAAAGUGUAAAAGACGUCAAAGCAGGCACCUACUUUGGUUUGAGGUGUGUAUAUUUUUAUGAUUGUGGGGGCAUUUGAUAAAAUGGGUGCUGGCACCUAUACAAAUUAUAGCCAAGAUGGGUGAUUAAGAAGGAAGCAAUGCAGGUUUAAAUGUUGCCCUUGGAAGUAAAUCUUAUUGAUUCAAUGGGAUUUACUUCCAAAUAGGUGAAUUUAAGGUUGCAGUUUUAAUCCAACUUGGCUUGUUUGCCCAUAAGUGAGAGUUGUUCAUAAUAUAAUUGUUCAUUCUAUAUAUUAAUCUGUUGGUCUAUUCUCUGUUAAAUGGCUAACAGGCAAAUGAAAUGUUUUUGUCAGUGACUAGGAGAUAAUUUUGAACAUCUUAUUCAUAAAUUAAUCACAUAGUCUAUGCAUGCAGAAGCAGCGGCUUUUAAGAUUGCCCUCCCACCAAAAAAACCCCUCCCAAACCUCUAUGGAUUUUACAGAAAAAACAAUUAUAUACCCAGGAACAGCUAUUCAUGCUUGUAAAUACUAUUGUAAACUAUAAAAUAUAUAGAGUAGUAAACUUAAAACCAUUGAGUUCAGUGGGUCUAUGCUGAGUGUGACUCAGGUGGAUGCCACCCCAUAUACAUUAAGUCUUGCUGAUUUGGCCUGAUGACAGACACUCUUUAAUAUAAAAUCGUAUCUCAAAAGCAUGUAGUCUCAGUUCAGGUCAAUUUAUUUAGGUGGCUGGUAUUCCUCUGCUCCUUUGGAUUGCUUCAUACAUAGAACCACCAAAUACCACAUAGGAAAGGACUGCUGUACCUUUGAGAACUGUGUAAAAAAGGGGAAUUUAUGCAGUGCUGCAAGAGUGAGAAAAAGUCUUUUCUUCAUUGCAUUUGGAAUACAAACAUAUACAUAUCUAUGCAGAACUAAGUCCUAUUGAGGCCAGUGGGGCUUACUCUCAGAUAAGUGGGUAUAGACUGCAGCUUUAGUCCUUAUUUAUGCAUUACUCCCCACCCCCACCUCCGGUACUUCUUUUCUGCACAUGAACUCACAAGGCUUGGAUCUUAAGGUAACUUGGCUUAAAGAUGUUCAUGGAAGGAAAGUUUUCCACCCUGUCCUCCCUCCUACAGCAGUGGUGAAUGGUGCCUGUUGCAGUGGUGAAUGGUGCAGGGUGGAAGGCAGGGAGCCCAGUCGGUACAGCCAGAGCCAAUGACAGGUAAUUCUACUUUUGUCCCCAUCCUCCUCCUGUCUGCUGAGUUCUACAAAGGCAUCAGAGAGAUUAAGGAAGAGGAAGUUGUGAGACAGGGCCAUCGUCUGGGCUGGUUGUAAGUAGAAAGGUAGGUGGGAGGGGGGCUGGCUGAAGUUGGUGGGGUAGUGUCCCAUUUGCCUGAAUGAACCAGCCUUCACUGCCCCCCAGUGUCCUAUGCCCCUCUCCCAAUCUUCUCUGAAGCACUGUAGGGGCCCAAUGUGGGAUGAAGUGCGGGUGGAACGAGGAGAGGGAAACUUUCCUUUCAAGCAUUUCGUUAAGUUAAAUUAUAUCAAGAUCCAAGCCAUUAAUUUUAGACGCUGCAAAGAAAUUAGCUUUCUCCACUGAACACACAAGCAGCUUGAGCAUCUUCCAAACAUUGAAGCACACACAUAUCUAGUGUACGUUGUACAGUGGUGUUGGGGAAAUGUAACAUGAAAUGGUCUCAAUGCCUUAUACUGGAGACUGCAGAUUCCAGACAUACCAUGUUCUAAAUUUGUUGCAGCUAAAGGAAUAGCCAAAUGAGAUAUGGAAAAGGUGUGCAGUAAAUAAGAGUUUUCUCAACCCUUAUCAAGGAUGUAGAAGUUCAUUUCAGAGUGCCAACAUUUAUAAAAGAUCAUUGGACUUUAAACUUUCUACAGCUGAAACAAACUGAUGUAGUAGUUUGUCAUGACAAAGCAAUGUAAAGACUGUAAAACAUGUAGAGAAUGUAUUGUAUUACGGAAACAUAAAGCACUUGGAGACAAGCAUU
Messenger RNA from Rhineura floridana, 7350 nucleotides. RefSeq names its product chromosome 6 C6orf132 homolog (gene C6H6orf132). The transcript has 5 exons. Bases 354 to 3854 code for a protein of 1166 amino acids. NCBI's taxonomy places the organism in Eukaryota, Metazoa, Chordata, Lepidosauria, Squamata, Rhineuridae. The record is from RefSeq and is a predicted model, not a curated record.